GAAGUUGAUAUAUAAAUAUAUAUAGAUGGAAAGAUCAACCAAGAUAAUAUAUUACAUUAGAAAUUAAAGAUGGCAGAAACUUCUAGGGUCUUUGAAGAUGAAGAAAAUGGCUAUGGAGGAAGAAAAGUCCAACCCUUCGCAUCUACCCCGCAGCCAGAUCUGGGCAAAACUGAAGGGAAGAAGCAAUAUCCCACCACAUUCAGCAGUAUCUUGGGCUUGCAAGACCUUUCUUCUUUACGUGUAUGGAGGGCAUCUUUAGCAGAGGUUCUUGGAACAGCAGCCCUUGUAUUUGCAAUGGACACCAUAGUUAUCUCAUCCUAUGAAACCGAAACCAAAACACCAAAUCUUAUAAUGUCAGCUUUAAUCGCCAUAACUGUUACAGUUAUCCUCAACGCCACAUCUCCCAUCUCCGGAGGCCAUAUCAAUCCUGUAAUCACCUUAUCAGCUGCCUUUACAGGCCUCAUCUCUCUUUCACGAGCUGCCAUAUACAUCUUGGCUCAGUGUCUCGGAGCCAUACUGGGAGCUUUAGCACUAAAAGCUGUGGUAAACAGCACAAUUGAGCAAACAUUUUCACUUGGAGGCUGUACUCUAAGCAUUGUUGCACCAGGUCCCCAUGGACCCAUAGUCGUCGGCCUCGGAACAGCCCAGGCUUUCUGGCUGGAGAUAAUCUGUACAUUUGUUUUCCUGUUUUCUUCAAUCUGGGUGGCAUUUGACAAACGCCAAGCCAAACCUCUGGGAAGAGUUAUGGUUUGCAGUAUAAUUGGAGUUGUGGUUGGGCUUCUGGUGUUCAUUUCUACAACAGUGACUGCAACCAAAGGUUAUGCAGGUGUAGGGAUGAACCCAGCAAGGUGUUUAGGUCCAGCACUUAUUAGAGGUGGUCACCUGUGGAAUGGGCACUGGGUGUUUUGGGUUGGGCCAGUUAUUGCUAGUGUAGCAUUUGCUGUUUAUACCAAGAUAAUUCCAAGUGCUGAGGUCCAUGCAUGAGGUGAAAAAAGCUGCCUUUAAUAAUAUUCUUAGGAGGUUUUAACUGGUGUAAGAUGGUAUCUUUAAAACGGUCUAAGGAUGAGGAAGGAGAGGAGUGGUUCUUUGUGAUGUUAGAGAAGUAAUCAAUUGUGCUGCUUGUUACAGGCUUUCACUAAAGGCCUUAAGAAACUGUUGGCACUUUCCACCAAAUAUUAAUUAUGUCCUGGAGUUUUACUUCUA
Messenger RNA from Manihot esculenta (cassava), 1203 nucleotides. Its product is annotated as probable aquaporin TIP4-3. Lineage: Eukaryota; Viridiplantae; Streptophyta; Magnoliopsida; Malpighiales; Euphorbiaceae. Gene Ontology annotation, molecular function: channel activity. Gene Ontology annotation, cellular component: membrane. The coding region runs from base 70 to 984 and encodes 304 amino acids. The transcript has 3 exons. The record is from RefSeq and is a predicted model, not a curated record. Gene Ontology annotation, biological process: transmembrane transport.